CGUUUAAGGAAGUACAUGCGAGAAUGAGCGUGUAGUGACAGCCAAGUAUACCAUGUAUAGAGCUAUGCUGCAGCCUGCUAAUUUGACACAACUUCUGGCUAUAUGUGAUGGACCGAGAAUCGAUAUUUGUACAGUACCCGUGUUCGAAAAUUCUAGCGAUUUCUAUUCUCAGCAGUUAGCCAGAAGAGGCGAUGGAGCGGAGGAGACCAGUUCAGCGUUUAAAUUCACACCUCAGAGAAUUCGGUUAGACAGAGACGAUGAGUUCUUUGCGGACGGCGAUGUGCACCGACACUUGUACUUGCAGGAUCUUGUGACAGCUCUUACAGACGAGUCUCCACUAUUAAACAUUUCAGAAUUCCAGUGUCACAUUGCUGGCUGUAAGCAGCUCUUCGACACUCUUGAAGGAUACGAGCACCAUUACAAUUCACUUCAUCGCCAUGUGUGCUCCAGCUGCAAGCGCUCCUUUCCAUCUAACCGUCUGCUGGAUAUACACAUUUUAGAGUGGCAUGACUCUCUCUUUCAGGUCAUGGCAGAGAGAGAGUGCAUGUAUCAGUGUUUGGUUGAGGGAUGUGGACUGAAAUUCCAAACCAGCAAAGAAAGGAAAGAGCAUCUGAUCACAACUCACAGCUAUCCGUCAGACUUCAGAUUUGACAAACCAAAGAAAAUCAAAAGAGGAAAAAAUGAGGAAAAGAUUUCUCAGCAGGAGAAAAUGUGUCUGACAAGGCCUGGAAAUGUAGUUAGUCAAAAAGAAUUAGAAAAUUGUGAGAUGGAUUUUUCUCUGUCGCAAGAGUCAGAGGGCCAUGAGCCUGUCCUUCCUGAGCAACAAAAGCCACAUUAUUCAUACAAGGUGCCACCAACUAUUUGCUUUGGCCAUGGCUCAGUCAGAGGCUUCAGAGGUAGAAGGAAAAAGAAGUAGAGUGAAGCUUGCAUUUUUUACAUACUUCAUAUUUUAUAUAUGUGCACACAUUUAUGUGGGACCUGAUAUUGGAGUGCUAUUUUUACAAUUAAAAAAUAAAAUCCUGAA
Clarias gariepinus (North African catfish) is the source of this 1024-nucleotide messenger RNA. RefSeq names its product zinc finger protein 511 (gene znf511). The transcript is spliced from 6 exons. The record is from RefSeq and is a predicted model, not a curated record. NCBI's taxonomy places the organism in Eukaryota, Metazoa, Chordata, Actinopteri, Siluriformes, Clariidae. The coding region runs from base 53 to 916 and encodes 287 amino acids.